Messenger RNA from Daphnia pulex (common water flea), 1287 nucleotides. Its product is annotated as adenylate cyclase type 2-like. The transcript has 9 exons. NCBI's taxonomy places the organism in Eukaryota, Metazoa, Arthropoda, Branchiopoda, Diplostraca, Daphniidae. The coding region runs from base 255 to 812 and encodes 185 amino acids. Gene Ontology annotation, molecular function: adenylate cyclase activity. The record is from RefSeq and is a predicted model, not a curated record. Gene Ontology annotation, biological process: adenylate cyclase-activating G protein-coupled receptor signaling pathway; intracellular signal transduction; cAMP biosynthetic process.
AUCUUUCUCGUGGUUACGGUGGCCGUUGGUGCUUGUGGUCUAGUUGAUCUGGACCAUGUCAAAGAAUCAAAUAAUACAUCAAAAGCAAUGACAGAGAAUGCGACCGGCCAGUGCAACUUCCAAGAUUCUCGCAUUUACCUCUGGUACUUUACAUACGUAUGCGCCUUGACGAAGUCCGUAGUCUUCAGCUUCUACCGCAUCCAUUUCGCAUUGAAAUUUAGCUUUUAUGCAACUUCAUAGCCAUAUACACAGUAAUGACAGUGAACAUCUACAUAGAAAUAUGUCCGCUAUAUGAUGGUCGAGAAGAAUGCCUCUUAUGCCAAGCUAGUCCAUCUGUUCAGCCGGAACUCAGUCAUGCUUUAUAUCUGUUGACUAUCCUCAUGAUUUUGCACGUGGCCGACCGUCAGAUUGAAUUCAUCAACCGGCUAGAUUACGUGUGGCAGCGUCAGCUGGCCAAUGAACAGGAGGAAGAUAACACCACCAGAAUCGUCAACAAGAUGUUGCUUCUAAACAUCUUGCCCCAUCACGUUGCUGAUGUUUAUCUAGAUACAUCCCGCUGCAGUGAACAACUGUAUCACGAAGAACACAAACGAGUGGCCGUCAUGUUUGCCUCUAUUCCAAAUUUUAUGGACUAUUUCGCAGAAAAUGACAUCGACGAUCGUUGCUUAGGAGUCCUUAACUCGAUCAUCAGCGCGUUUGAUGCGUUGUCAUUCGAGGAAUCCGGUUAUUGCAGGAGUUGUCGGAGCGCAAAAGCCGCUUUACGACAUUUGGGGCGAUACGGUCAACAUGGCAUCCCGGUUGGAGUACACUAGUAAAUUGGGUGAAAUUCAAGUUACAGAAAAGACGGCCAAAUUACUGGAAGCUGUUGGCAUCCACUGUGAGAAGCGAGGCGAAACGUUCUUGAAAGGCAAAGGCCUCGUUAUGACGUACUGGGUGCGUCCGGAGGAGUUAGAUUCCUACGAUUCUCUUCAAAAUUCCUCGGCGCGAUUAAGAGCUUCCUCAUCGGUUUGAGCGACAUGUUAUUGACAUCAACUUCGGCUCGCAGUUCACUAAGCCGCAAACCAAUCGGCUGUCCGUUCUGAUUGAAGAAGACAAAGGAGAACGUUCCAGUCAAAAAGCUUUUGUCGUCUUGUUCUAGUGUGGGAGCUAAUCUAAUCUAGCUCUUACAUCACCUCUUCUCAGGAAAUUCGAGUUGUAAGAAGAUGUCGAUAUUGUGUCACUGUCGAAUGAAGACGUUAAUUUAGAUAUUUAUGAUGAAGAUUAAAUGCACCUCUAAAAAAAAUUCCC